CGUCUUUUAUUCACUGAAUCGCAAAAUCAGCAGUCAUGAAGUCGGCGUACUGGAAGCUGGGGGGUCUGGCAGUUGAGUGCAAUGUCGUUUGCAGCUCUGGCUUUGUAAUUCGCGCGCCAUUGGAGUGGAAGCGCAGUCUCAGUCGAGCAGGAGUUUAGAAGAAGGGAAGGAAGAUGAAGAGCUUUGAACCGAAAGCCACUUCAUACUCUGUACUCGCAAUGCAUGCUACAGCCAUCAGCACUCACUCACACUAUUCCAACUGCGUAUGACACUUGGUUUGCUUGUUGUUCUAGGGUAUGAUCCUUGCGCUGAGCAUGGUCGUCACUGGCUCAGUCAACAUUAUCAUGGCCAAGUUGCAAAACAAUACGACCAUCACCAAGUGCACCAGCAACGGCACGCACACCUCGUGCGAGGAAGACUCGUUCAACCACCCUGGUGUCCAGACGUGGUACAUGUUCAUCGGCGAAACCCUCUGCUUGGGCGUCUUUUUCAUCUCAAAGUAUCUGUAUCGCCGCCGUGAGCGUCUUGGUCUCUUGAAGGAAGGCGAGGUUGAGCCCAAGCUCACCAACCCCUGGCACAUCUUCUUGUACCCCGCCCUCUGCGAUAUCACCGCCACUACAUUGAUGAACAUUGGCCUGCUCUUCACGGCAGCCUCCGUGUACCAGAUGCUUCGCGGAGCCAGCGUCCUGUUCACUGCGCUGUUCUCAGUGCUGUUUUUGCGUCGUCGCCUGCGCAUCCACCACUACAUUGGUCUCUAUCUCGUCGUCACCGGCAUCACCAUCGUCGGCGUCGCCAGUGUCGUCUUUGGCGAUGACAACAACGAGAGCUCGUCCAACAUGGUUCUCGGCAUUGUGCUCGUCAUUGCCGCUCAGGUCGUCGUUGCCACCCAGUUCAUUGUCGAGGAAAAGUUUAUCGGCAAGUACUCUGUUCCACCGAUCGCUGUCGUCGGCAGCGAGGGCAUUUUCGGCCUCGUGAUUGUCUCCUGCAUCCUUCCCGCUCUCCAGUACAUUAACAUUUCCGGCAAGCCCAUCGAGGACACCCGCGACGCCUUCAAGUACCUCGAAGAAAGCUGGGUCAUGGACGCCGCCGUUCCCGGCUACAUUUUCUCCAUUGCCUUCUUCAACUUUUGCGGUGUCUCCAUCACCAAGUUCCUGUCGGCCACCCACCGCUCGACCAUUGACAGCUGCCGCACCGUCGUCGUCUGGGUCUUCUCGCUCAUUGUUGGCUGGGAAGACUUCCUCUGGCUCCAGUUGAUUGGCUUCUUCUUCCUCGUCAGCGGCACCUUCAUGUACAACGAAGUCUACCCGCUGCCAUUCAUGAACUUCUGGCGCAACCUCUUCUCCUGCUUCCCCUCAUGCUUUGCUCACCUCGACGAGCAAGACGAAGAGAAGUCCAAGUUGUUGGUCAACUCGGAGGACAACUACAACAAUGGCAAGCUUGAAAUCAAGCAAACAUCAAACAGCGCAUAUUGAUCGCGUUGUUCUCAAACCACGCCUUUUUUUUCUUUUCCUUUUUUUUUUCUUUGUCAUUUUCAAUACACUUUUGACCACU
Molecule: messenger RNA, 1551 nt
Organism: Capsaspora owczarzaki ATCC 30864
Lineage: Eukaryota; Filasterea; Ministeriida; Capsasporidae
Exons: 6
Coding region: 297-1472 (391 amino acids)
Biological process (GO): transmembrane transport
Cellular component (GO): intracellular membrane-bounded organelle; membrane
Molecular function (GO): transmembrane transporter activity
Source: RefSeq, a predicted model, not a curated record